Ricinus communis (castor bean) is the source of this 1467-nucleotide messenger RNA. RefSeq lists its product as uncharacterized. Bases 149 to 1141 code for a protein of 330 amino acids. The record is from RefSeq and is a predicted model, not a curated record. The transcript is spliced from 3 exons. NCBI's taxonomy places the organism in Eukaryota, Viridiplantae, Streptophyta, Magnoliopsida, Malpighiales, Euphorbiaceae.
GCCCUACUUCAUCCCAGCAAACAGAGAAAAAAAUCCCAAAACAAAGCUAUUUUCUCUUUUUGAAAUUUCUUUCCAUUCAAAAGUUAAUUUCAUUGCCCCAAUUUUAUUCACCAAACUCAAUCAUUUGGCUCCACUUCAACCCUUCCCAAUGCAAGGUUCAGUCUUCGCCGGCAACAAGUCCGGUUCAAACUGGCUGGACCGCCUCCGCUCCACCAAAGGCUUCCCGGCCACAGAAAAUCUCGACCUUGACAACUUCCUUUCCGAUCCUUCACUUCCCAAUUCCGAGUCCACUCAGUCUCUUAACAGACGAGUCACCUCCGAUCAGACGGAAAUUCCUGACACUUUAAGGGAGAACGGAGAAAGAGAAUGGUUUGGUGUAGUCACCAAUGUUUUAUGCGACCUCUUCAACAUGGGUGAUUCCCAAGAUAAGAAUUCAAGAAUUUCUGGGAAAAAGAGCUCCAGGAAACAAACAAACCCUAAGUUUUUCGAUGCUGACUCUGUUAGAAAAGAGGAAUAUGUACAGGCAGCAACUACGGCAUCGUUUCAUUCUGAUAAUAAUUCGAACGUUGUUGGGAUGAAUGCUGAUUGUUUUGUGGAUGAUGAUGAUGAAUACAACGGCAAGUUGGACGAGAAGAAAGAGAAAAGCAGCAGUGAUAAAGAGUUAAGAGGGUACUCGAAAAGUGAAGUGACGGUUAUAGAUACGAGUUUUGAGGUGUGGAAGUUUGAUAAGUUGGUGUUUAGAAGGAAAAGUAUAUGGAAAGUUAGGGAUAAGAAAGGGAAGUCAUGGAAUUUUGCUUCCAAGAAGAGGAAAGGCAAUCACUUGGAAUCCGCAACAAAUAAUGGAAAUGUUGGUUGUAAGAAAAAAGCAAAGAUGUCUGACUCUGAGUUUGCCUCAUCCAAGGAAUCCAAUGGAGGGGACUUUGCACUGCCAUCCAAUGGUGAUCACAAACAACUGGAUGAGAACAGAGAUUUAAUUUGUAGAGAUACAUUUGAUGAUCAUUUACAAGUUUCCAGAAAGAGAUCAUCCAGGAAAUCAGAGAAGAAUGGCUCAUCUGUUAUUCUUAUGAAAAUUGUACCUACAAGCAAGAAAUGUGGGAGAAAUCUUCCCAAAAAUCGUCACAAGGACGCCCAAAAGCAAUGAUAAUGAAAAGCUUAGUUUUUGUCCUAGAGUAUGCAAUUCCUUCUUCGACAGCUCUAUGAAUUUUUUGGAUCAGUAAAUUGCUUAAUUUGGUACUCUAGUUGCCAAUGGAGAAGGCUAAAGGAAUUGAGGAUAAAAGUUGAAAGUGCUGAAUCCCAUUGACUUGAUUCUGAACCAAUGAUUGAUUGACUUAUCUCUGUAUCAUUUGUAAUCAUGUAUCUGUUCUAUUUUUUUUAAGGAAAAAAGAAAAGAAAAUUCUUUUAAUCAGAUUGAGCUCAAUAAAGCAUGUUCUACCUCUUCAUAAAUGUAUGUCCGAUAUUCUCAUUUCA